This is a messenger RNA of Oncorhynchus keta (chum salmon), 2317 nucleotides long. RefSeq names its product transmembrane protein 45B-like. The transcript is spliced from 6 exons. NCBI's taxonomy places the organism in Eukaryota, Metazoa, Chordata, Actinopteri, Salmoniformes, Salmonidae. Bases 163 to 996 code for a protein of 277 amino acids. The record is from RefSeq and is a predicted model, not a curated record.
GUCACGUGAUGCUUACACUACAGGUAGAUGAGCAGGUGUGUGUGGACACAGGUACUAGGGCCACUGUUAGUUCAAUAUUCAUCUCAACUAACAGGAUUCACUGAUUUGAGAGGGAGAGGUCGGCCAACUGCGCCGUGACAACGAACAAGGGUUGACUGGAGGAUGGCCAACUUCAAGGGACAUGCCCUUCCUGGCAGCUGCUUUCUGCUGUUAGGCCUGUGUUGGUCAGUGAUGUACCCUCUCCGACACUGCUGGAGGAGGCAUCAGCCUAAAGCAAGACAAAAACUGCCCCUGUUCUUUAACAGAAUAGACUUAAUCGAGGGGGCACUCAUGAUUUUCUUUGCCUUUGUGGGCAUCAUGGCAGAGCAGUUUGUGCCUGAUGGGCCCCAUGCCCACCUGUACAACAGAGAGACCCAGUCCUGGGUGAAGCUGAUGAACUGGCAGCACAGCACUAUGUACCUCUUCUUCAGUAUCGCUGGAGUUGUUAAAGUCCUCACUAUGUCACCGCUUCCAGUCCCACUUGGUCUUGACCGCCUUGCUCUCUCCCUGGCUUUUUUUAUUGAAGGGCUCCUGUUUUACUUCCAUGUGCACAUGCGCCCUCCUCUGGAUACCCACAUCCACUCCAUGCUGUUUGUGCCGGUGUUUGGUGGGGCGGCCAUCACCCUGUUGGAGGUGUUCAUGCGAGAUAACAUCGUACUGGAACUGCUCAGGACCAGCAUGACCAUCCUGCAAGGCUCCUGGUUCUUUCAGAUUGGAUUCGUGCUGUACCCAUUAAAUGGAGUACAGUGGGAUCUGCAUGCACACGAUAACACCAUGUUCAUCACCAUGUGCUUCUGCUGGCAUCUGGCUAUGGCCCUGCUGAUCGUUGGCAUCAACUACUGGAUGGGCUGGUGCUGUGUACAACGAUGUUCAGGAAGAGGAAGUGACAUAGAGAUCAUGAUGAGAAAGACAUCUAGCUCCAAAAAGGCUCUGCUAGAGGAGUCAGACGAAGAGUAGACAGACGCAUCAUCAAAUCAAAUCAAAUGUAUUUAUAUAGCCCUUCGUACAUCAGCUGAUAUCUCAAAGUGCUGUACAGAAACCCAGCCUAAAACCCCAAACAGCAAGCAAUGCAGGUGUAGAAGCACGGAAGUGUGUCCAGUAGUAGAUCACUGUUACGGGAUUCUCCACAAUUGUUUGUCUGAAAUUUGAUUAACUGGUUUUAACUGAUUUCAAAUCAAAUCAAAAUUGUAUUAGUCACAUGCGCCAAAUACAACAGUAGACCUUACAGUGAAAUGCUUACUUACGAACCCCAAGAAUGCAGCUUAAAGGGGGGAAAAAAAGAAAAUACAAACAAGAUGUAAAAAAAGAGAAUCAAUAAAACAAUAGCGAGACUUUACACAGGGGCGUACCAGUACAGAGUCAGUGGGGGGAGGCACGGGUUAGUCAAGGUUUGUAACCCUGCUACUUACAUUUACAUUUAAGUCAUUUAGCAGACGCUCUUAUCCAGAGCGACUUACAAAUUGGUGCAUUCACCUUAUGACAUCCAGUGGAACAGCCACUUUACAAUAGCGUAUUUUGUGUGUCAUUUUAUCAAUGAAAUAACGACAUGCCUUGUCGAGUUAAGAUUCAAGCCAAAUUAAUUUGAAAUAAAAUGCUUUACUGGGCCCGGACAAAUGUAAUGUAAUUCAAAGUAUAAAAGCUAAUAACUGUUUUUCAAAACUGAGGAGGUUGCUAGGAGACCAAGGAAAAUAGGUGAGAUGUAAAAGUAUUCCUUGGAGGUGAGAGAAUUUCAACAUUUCUUGUGACACCUGUUGUGUAUUCAUUAGGUUGUGCAAUGGAAAACCAAACAGAACGAAACAGAGAUAGGACCUACCCGAAUUUUUCCAAUAAAGAAAUAUGAUUUCUGUUGCAAUACGUACUCAGUUUGGAGAAAAUGGUUUCUGUUGCGAAACCAAACACUUUGAAAAUGGAAUCUGACUAAUGAAUACACCCGACAUUGUAACACGACAUCGACAAUGUUACCUGCUGGGGUUUCCUCUCCUUUUAAGCCAGUUGAAACAUUUGCAUACUCGUCCUGCCUAUGGCUAUACAGAACGGAGACCUACAGACCUACUGUAGGUUUUCGCACCAGUCCAAGUUGUAACUAGCCUAAUUCAGUUGGUCAACCAGCUAAAUAUUAAAAUCAGAUGCGCUAGGUUAGGGUUGGAGAAUUUAACAGGACAGUAGCUCUCCAGGAACAAGGUUGGAGAGCCCUGCUAUAGAGCAACAAAAACGGAAAACAGAAUGCCUAAUGAUUGUCAGAGAUAAUAUAUUUCCAAUAAAUAUUUUUUUUCAUUCA